Molecule: messenger RNA, 1408 nt
Organism: Nanorana parkeri
Lineage: Eukaryota; Metazoa; Chordata; Amphibia; Anura; Dicroglossidae
Gene: TTC14
Product: tetratricopeptide repeat domain 14
Exons: 11
Coding region: 75-1349 (424 amino acids)
Molecular function (GO): nucleic acid binding; protein binding
Source: RefSeq, a predicted model, not a curated record
CUUCUCAACUGUCAUGGCGGCCGCCGUGUGAUGAGUUGUACGCUGGCUGUGUUAGCGUGGUCCGUGCUGUGCCUAUGAUGGAUAAAGACCUGGUCCGUCAGUGCCUGAAUUACCACGGCCCGACCCUUCUGUCCUUACUGAAGUGCGAGCAGCAUGAGCACGCCGGCUUCAAACAGCUGCUGGGGGAUCUGUCCAAGUGGCCGCAGUACAGGAAGGAGAGAAAUCUCGAGAACAUCGAAAUUCAACAGUGUAUCGCAAGAAAAGCUGAUCUUCUGUUUUCAGAGUCCUGGAAAUCCAAUGUACAAGAAAAUAGUGAAUCACAUGAAGCAGCAGAAGGUUGCUAUGCUGUCAUACCGCCUUUGGAACAGUUCAUGGAGGUCCCCAGUGGGCAGAAGAGGGAGCUGUUUUUUCGGGAUGUUGAACGUGGGGAUGUUGUAAUUGGAAGGAUAACUUCCAUUCGUGACUUUGGAUUUUUUGUGGCUCUCCUCUCUAUGGGCAGUGGCAUUUUAAGAGAUAUAGAAACACUAGAAAUAAGUGCAUUGUGCCCUGUAAGAGAUGUGCCUUCUCAGAGUAGCCAUGGAGAUCCCUUAUCUUAUUAUCAAAUUGGAGACCUAAUCAGAGCUGCUGUAAAGGACAUUGACCGUUAUCAUGAAAAGAUCACAUUGUCUUUGCAUAAGUCUUCACUGCCUACUCACCUGUCUGAUGUCAAGAUGGGAGUUAUAAAUUCUGAAGAUAUGCCUGAAUACUACAAGCAAAGUGCUGCAAAGUCACACAACAGCGACACUUAUGAAAAGGUCUUACGGCAAUCCAUGGCAUUCACAAAUCCAUCCACUGUUGAAUUUCUUCUAAAUACUCUUGGGAUUGUCGAGUCUAACCCCCCAUCCUUAAUACGAGGCCUUCAGAGGACAAAUUUCUGUGAUCAAGAUUAUGCUCCAUCUCUAAGGAAAAAACAGUCAUCAUCUUGGGCCUUAAAGUGUGUAAAACAAGGUGUUGACUACUUUAAGUUGGGUCGGCAUGUGGAUGCUAUGAACGAAUAUAACAAAGCAUUGGAGAUUGAUGCUAAAAAUGUUGAAGCGUUAGUAGCUCGGGGUGCACUAUAUGCUACCAAAGGAAGUCUAAAUAAAGCAAUUGAUGAUUUUGAAGUUGCUCUAGAAAAUUGUCCAACACAUAAGAAUGCAAAAAAGUACCUUUGUCAAACCCUUGUGGAAAGAGGGGGAGAGCUUGAAGAAGAAGAAAAACUGCUGAAUGCCGAGAGUUACUAUAGUAAAGCUUUAACUAUAGACAACACCUUUACUGAAGCUGAGGAGGCGUUGAACAAAGUGCGACAAUGUAUACAGAGAGAAAUCUGAUGAGAAGGAAGAGAAAACCAAAGAAAAGAAAAUAGAAACCAGUGCAGAAAAACUGCGUA